Molecule: messenger RNA, 1314 nt
Organism: Diospyros lotus (date-plum)
Lineage: Eukaryota; Viridiplantae; Streptophyta; Magnoliopsida; Ericales; Ebenaceae
Product: U11/U12 small nuclear ribonucleoprotein 31 kDa protein
Exons: 2
Coding region: 45-791 (248 amino acids)
Biological process (GO): mRNA splicing, via spliceosome
Cellular component (GO): U12-type spliceosomal complex
Molecular function (GO): zinc ion binding; RNA binding
Source: RefSeq, a predicted model, not a curated record
GUCACUUGGGGAGAGAGAGAGAGCAAUUGAAAGAGAUCGAUAGAAUGGGGGUGAAGAAGAAGAAGAAGAAGAGUAGCGAUAGCGACGAAGACGACACUUUCUACCACCGCUACGCCUCCGCCCCACCCCCCUCCACCGACUCCAAAGCCCAAUCGAAGCCCUCUGGCGGCGGAAGCGGCGGCCUCGCGCCUUCAAAGUCCACCGUCUACGUCAGCAACCUCGAUUACAGCCUCACCAACUCAGACCUCUUCACCAUCUUCUCUGCCUUCGGCAAGAUCGCCAAGGUCACCGUCGUCAAGGACCGCCAUACCCGCCAGAGCCGCGGCGUCGCUUUCGUCCUCUUCGUCUCCCGCGACGAUGCGCUCGCCGCCGCCCGCGGCGUCGACGGCAAGGUCCUCAAUGGCCGAACCCUAAAGGCCUCCAUCGCCGCCGAUAAUGGCCGCACCACCGAGUUCAUACGCCGUAGGGUUUAUAAAGACAAAAGCAGGUGCUAUGAGUGCGGGGAGGGUGGGCAUUUGUCGUACGAGUGCCCGAGGAAUCAGUUGGGGCCUAGGGAGCGGCCACAACCUUCAAAGCGGUCCCGGCGCGGCGGAGAAGACGAGAGGAAGGUUUGGGAGGAGGAAGAGGACGAUGUUCCGGAGGUGUUUGAAGAUGAUAAUUGGGCGUCCGUGGUAGAUACAGGUGCAGACCAGAGGCUAUUGACGAGAGAUAAAGAGGAGGUUAGGAAGAAGAAUGGGAAGAAAACUAAGAAAUCAAGCUAUUUUAGUGACGAGAGUGACGAGGAUGAGUGACUCUGAAGUAUCUUUAAUUCGGAGCAUCUGAUCUGAAGACUAUUGAAGUUGAGAAUCACUGUGAGCCGAUGAGCAGAUAAGCUUGAAAGAAAAAUACAUUUGCAGGGAGGGAGAAGUCAGCUUACCAGCAUUUCAUGAUCCCCCAUAAUCUCUUCUAUCAACUCCUGGAGCAGUUUAUCUGCACUGUUGGGAACCAGAGCUGCAAAUACUGCAGGUUCCAGUCCUGUAAAGGAUCAAGCAAUGAGGAUAAAGUUUUAACAGUAUUUUCAUGGAAAAUUUUGCAUCUUCAGAUGGAAGAAACAAUGAUGGAAAAUCUUUCCAAGACAAGCUACAAUGAGUUCCCAAAGCUGGUCACUUAUCCCUGCUUACUAUCAUGUAUUUAGAAUCUAUAUACAUGGCAAGAUAUAUCUAGACUCGGGGUAUCAUCUUAUCAUGAUGGCAAGAUGUCGCGAUUGAGUUGAAUAUUUUCUCUAGUUCUAGGAUGAAAAUUGCCAUAUUUUUCUCCGGGGAGAAAAUUUUCAUC